CCUUCGUCUUUGUGCUAUUCAGAUCAACUAUUUGACGAUAACAACGCAUGCGGUACUCCAGCCAUGGAACUUGGUUUCCUUGUUUCAGGAAGCUACAACGAGCUUGCAGAGAAAAACGAAAAAACGUUUAGAAAAGCUUUGAAAUUUGUUAAUAAAAUGGCUCAGCAGAUAAAGCUAUCCGAUUCUGGGACGCACGUAGGACUAGUUGUAUAUGGCAAGAAGCCUUAUAUGGCAUUCGACUUCAACGAAUAUUUCGAUUUAAAAAGUUUAUCAGCGGCCAUCGAAGAAGUGAAAACACCAGUUGUUGGAAGCAGAAUUGGAGAGGCGCUAUCGUUUGUCAAGGACCAACUGUACGACAAGAGCGCCCGUCCAGAUAUCCCCAAGGCACUAAUUGUACUACUGUCCAAGGAAUCUGAAGACACCGUGGAUCAUGCAGUGAAAGCCCUGAAAAAUGCUGGAGUUAACAUUUACACUGUGGGAAUUGGAGGUGACGGUGAUCCGUUGGAAAUGAGCGACAUGACUUCCAACGUUCAAAACACUUUUGCAUCUGACGAUAGUCAUUUGGAUUCUUUAGUGAAAAAACUGAUACCAAAACUAUGCGAAGGUAAGUGCUGUUUUAAACUAACAGACUAACUAAGAAAUGAUUUUCGGCAGUUGUUACUAAAAUACAUACCCAGGG
Molecule: messenger RNA, 679 nt
Organism: Orbicella faveolata
Lineage: Eukaryota; Metazoa; Cnidaria; Anthozoa; Scleractinia; Merulinidae
Product: collagen alpha-1(XII) chain-like
Source: RefSeq, a predicted model, not a curated record